GCCCAUCCGGCUCCCUCAUUACUGCCGGCGCCAACCCGGGGUCGGGGUGUCUAAUUGGCAGCGCCCUCGGAGGUCAGCCGAUUCCCCGGCGUUCGUUAGCUCGAGGGACUUAUGCAAGGAGAAUUGAAAGUUUUCUCCUGAUAAGAAAAACCACUCCCCAACUGGAACUUCCCUCAACAUGAGUGCGGCAGAAAAGAGCCCCAGGAAAGCCGAAAAUGCAGAUUACAUUGAAUCUUCUUUGGAUGAGUCAGCAGUGGACGAGGAGCUGAAGGCUCGCGAGAGGGCACUGGUUUGGAAGCAAGAUUUGCGCAUUCUCCCUUUGAGCGCUGGCAUCUACCUUCUCUGCUACUUGGAUCGAUCUAAUAUCGGUAAUGCGAAGAUCCUCAACGAGGAUUCGGGCAAUGACCUUCUCACCGAGACGAAGAUGAGCUCCUACGAGUACACCAUUGCGUUGAUGGUGUUUCUCAUCGCCUACGCUCUCUUCGAGGUCCCCUCGAAUUAUUUUCUGAAGAAGUUGAAACCAAGUCGGUGGAUUGCGUUCCUCAUGUUGUCAUGGGGGGCAUGCACAAUGGGCCUGGGUGGUGCGCAUAACUAUGCCCAGGUGACCGGGAUUCGCUUCUUACUUGGAGUCAUGGAAGCGGGACUCUUCCCGGGCCUUGUUUACUUCUUAACCUUCUGGUAUCGGAACUCGGAGCGUUCCUUGCGGGUGGCCCUGAUCCUGGCAUCGGCCACUUUAGCAGGCGCCUUCGGAGGGGCCAUUGCCUACGGAGUGGGACACAUGAACCAGGUCCAUGGUCUGUCAGCAUGGCGCUGGUUAUUCAUCAUCGAAGGUGCGCCAUCCUGCGCAUCGGCCUUCCUCGUAUGGUUUCUUCUUCCUGACUAUCCGGAGUCGGCCUCGUGGCUCACGCCCGAGGAGAAAGAACUCGCCGCACAACGACUCCGCGUGGAAGGUUCCCAGGGGAAGGCACAGGCCAUGGCAUGGGAGGAAGCGAAGGGAGUAUUGACGGAUUGGCGCCUCUACGCCCAUUACGCAGUGUAUUUCGGCAUAUCGGCCCCCUUUUCCAGCUUGUCCCUCUUCUCCCCGGCCAUCACCAGUGGUCUUGGCUAUGCAAACCUGCGUGCUCAACUCAUGACCGUCCCGCCCUGGGCGGUAGCAUAUGUAGUCACCACCGCGGUGGCUUGGUCUGCGGAUUAUUUUAACAGUCGAGGACUCCAUUCAGCCAUCUUCUCGUUCAUCGGAGCCAUGGGUUUUCUAGCGUCUGCCGUGCUCCCGGCAGACGCCUACCUGCACCGAUACGGGUGUCUCAUCGUGGCGACCAGCGGCGCAUUUGCUUGCAUCCCGCCCCUGCUCGGCUGGCUCUCCGCCAACAUCCGGUCCACCGCGGGGACGGGACUCGCGAUUGCCCUCAACGUUUCCUUCGGGGCGCCCGGCCAGAUCGUCGGCGUGUGGAUCUACAAAUCCAACGAGGCCAAAAGAGGGUAUCCGACCGGGCACUGGACCAACGCGGCGCUGCUUCUUGGGGUUUGCGUAGGGUGUCUGGCGUUGCGACUUUAUUACGGAUGGAGGAACAGGCGCAUUGUGGUCGGAGAGAAGUUUGCGUAUUAGCCUUUGGGACUGGGGGCGGGACAGCGCUAGUUGUAAUUAAGGUGGACGACGAAGCUUCCUGAUCGAGAGGAUCGGAUGUUAGUGAACUGGACGAACCAUGGAACCGGGGGGGAGGGGCACGUGAGCAGGAAAUAAGGUUAAGCUCACAACAUGACCGUGACCAGACCCAAAGACUCGGGUCCGUCCAUCUAUCAUGCAAAUGCCCCCGACCAAGGGCGAGUUCUUUCAGGGGGGGAUUUGAGGAUGAGGAGAGGUAGAGCAAUAGGGGAUUGCUCUGCAUCCAGAAAGGGGUCUAGUCGCUCCAAAAUUGAGGGGCCCAGAAACCAAG
Messenger RNA from Aspergillus steynii IBT 23096, 1934 nucleotides. Its product is annotated as putative MFS transporter. NCBI's taxonomy places the organism in Eukaryota, Fungi, Ascomycota, Eurotiomycetes, Eurotiales, Aspergillaceae. The record is from RefSeq and is a predicted model, not a curated record. Bases 179 to 1606 code for a protein of 475 amino acids. Gene Ontology annotation, molecular function: transmembrane transporter activity. Gene Ontology annotation, cellular component: membrane. The transcript is spliced from 9 exons. Gene Ontology annotation, biological process: transmembrane transport.